Trichogramma pretiosum is the source of this 6494-nucleotide messenger RNA. RefSeq names its product tyrosine-protein phosphatase 69D (gene Ptp69D). The record is from RefSeq and is a predicted model, not a curated record. Gene Ontology annotation, biological process: protein dephosphorylation. The transcript is spliced from 12 exons. Bases 602 to 4915 code for a protein of 1437 amino acids. Lineage: Eukaryota; Metazoa; Arthropoda; Insecta; Hymenoptera; Trichogrammatidae. Gene Ontology annotation, molecular function: protein binding; protein tyrosine phosphatase activity.
UCUGUGCGCUCUCUGCUGAAUGUAAAUUCGCGCAGCGCUAAAACUGCAGCAGCAGCCAUCGUGGUGUAGACCGUAGUGUGCUGCGUGCGUGUUUAUUGUAAAAACGACUACUUACUAUACUACUGUGCGCCGCGAAACUGCGCUCGCUUAUAACUCUCUCUUCCUUCGUUAUUUCGACAACGAAUUUUUCUUUCUUUUUUUUUUUUAUGCAACAAUCGAGAGCGCGUGUGUAGUAUUUGUACAGUGCGCAAUUCGCAUGAGUGUGCCGCAACGUUUAGAGUUAGUAGUACAUAACGUGAAAGGCGCGCGAAAGGCGGCGGCCGUAUAGUAGCCGCCGCGCGUUAAAAAACUUCGGUGUAUACAGCAGUCGCCGAGCACAGCACAGCACAGCACAGUACAGCACAGCAGCGUUCAAUGAAAUAUUCAUAACGCGCCAAUAACGUUAGUAACGUAUGCGACGAGCCGCUGCCGAAAUCCCUUGGACGACGACGAUGAUACGGUUCUGGGAAGUUUAAUCAUCGGUUGGAGGGUGGUGCUGCUGUGCAGUUGUGCAGCUCCGAGAUUCAGAGUGCGUGUGUCGUCGAAAUAACAACCCGGCAACAUGUCUCGGCAUCUAGCACUGGCCCUGCUAGCGGCCAGCCUAUUGACCCUGAGCACAUUCAGCUCUGCCAGCGAAAAUCAAGUCGAUGAAGUGCUGCCACAUACAGGGCCUAACGAUAUAGAGCUUUUAGACAUUAUUGUCUCUCAGGAUCCUCAUGGGGUUGAAUCCGGUAGUACUCCGUCCCUCAUUUGUAAAACUAUAGAACCGUCUCCCAGUAUUUGGUGGAGUUACAAUGACAAAAAUCUGACCUCUGUCAAAGACUCAGAGUUUAUGGAGAGAUUGGAUAUUAAACAAGCUACUAGGCAAGAUAGCGGCAAUUAUACAUGUAAUUCUGUAUUAUCCUCUGGUUAUGUAUCAAAGACUAUUUACAUUAGGGUAAUAGAGCCAGCAAAAGUUGAAGCAAGUAAAAAAAUUAGAGUUAAAACAUCGGAGCCAAUUCAACUGACAUGUGAUUUUUAUGGCAAUCCUAUUUCUAAUUUUAAAUGGUCUAAAUCUAAUGAUGAUAAUCAGGAGCGCCUUAAAAAUAUGACCACUUGGUCGCAGGUCAACGAAACCCAUGUAUCGUUGACUCUUUCUUUCAAAAGUGCUACUCGCAAAGAUAAUGGUACAUAUACUUGUGGAGCUGAAGACUUUAAUGGUGCUGUGACUGCUGAGAGACAUCUUUUUGUUAUUGAUGUUCCCCUCAUUAAUAUUGACUUCCUUAAGACUGUUGGUGCUGGGAGUAUAUUUUUAAAUUGGACAGUCAACAAUGGUAAUGAACCAAUUGAGUCUUAUGUGAUUCAGUAUAUGAAGAAUGGCAGUGAAACUUGGCAAUAUCAUACUGAAUUAAUUAAUGGCAAAAACACUAGCUAUGUACUCAAAGGCUUGGAAAAAGGAGCAGCCUAUCAAGUUGGUAUAACAGCCAAAAAUAAAAUAGGAAAAUCUCAUUUGUACAUAGAUCCCACCUGGAUCAAAACAUUAGAAAAGGACCCUAUAUUCAUACCUGAAUUGACUGUGAAUGGUAUGACUCCAAACACAGCUACAAUUUCAUGGCAUCAGCCUCCACCUCAUUUGAAAGAACACAUUCAUUACUACAUCAUUGGUGCAAGCCAUGGCAAUCAGAACAGAGAAGCCAUUGCACCUGUUCAGCACAAUCAGCUCUAUUUAUUUGAAUAUCUAGAACCAGCAACAACUUAUAAAUUUAAAAUUUCAGCCUGCAAUGAGUACACCAAAGUAUGUGGUAAUUGGAGCAAAGAGGUUCAAGCUGAAACAUUAGAUGGAGUGCCAAGUGCUCCAAGAAAAUUGACUGUGUCAUGUCGUUUUGACAAUAUUAGUAGAACGAGUUUAAUGGCUAUAAAUUGGGAACCUCCAGAGAAAGCAAAUGGCAUAAUUAUACAAUAUAAAAUUGAAAUACAUGGCUCGGCUUUUUACAAGGAUGAGAACGGCCGUUCGAAGCAGGAGUACUUGAAGCCUUUCAUCGAACACGUCGAUAUACAAUACAAUACAUUUAGAAAGACACAACUGCCUCCGAAUACAAAUUAUACGAUUCGUGUGGCUUCUCAAAAUCGUCAACGAUUUUACGGAGAAGAUGCGAUAACGAACUGUAUGAUGCCCGCAACCGUCCCUGAUAAAGAUAAUCUGAAUUUGAACUCCAAGUCUUGGGACAAAGUUGCGAGUCAGGAUCGACAAUUGUUCACGAUUUACACGCGAAAAAUCUCCGAGAGAAACGGGCCUAUCUGCUGCUAUCGAAUUUUCGUGGUCAAACUCGCGCCUCAUAAAAUGUUGGCCGACCUUCCGCAACCCGAGGAACUGUCCGUGUUUUCUUAUCAAUACGUGCAUCAAUCGCCGCUCGGUGGCGCGUAUCUCGCGGAAGUAUUCGACGGGUCUUACCUGCCCCCUGAAAUUUUCAUCGGAGAUGGUAUCUCUCAAAACGGAAGUGACGCCUGUCAACGUUGCGUUGGGCUUCGCCAGAAACGCAUACCGACUUUGUUAUCUUUCGUACCUGAGAACGGCAACUCCUUGGAUCAAGACACGCAGCCUAGCACUCAGAUAGCGGAACCAACGACUUCGUCGCCUAGUUACACUCUUACGAAUGUUGUAAAUUAUACUCAUCUCACCACGCCCCCACUGCCGAUGACCGCCGAGACUGAAAGUAUUUUGCGCGAUAAGCGCGAGGAUGUACCUCACAAGGACGAUUACGAAAGCUCCUUGAUGCCCUACGACGGCGUCCUAGAUGAUAAAGCUAACUAUACUGCAUUUUUAGAAGUUAUUGUUUACGGAACAGAAAAGGAUACGUAUUUACCUGCAUACAGUGGCUAUUUACCGCCGCUCUUUGGAGGCAUCGAUCCGAAACUCGUGAUGGAGGAUGACAUGACGACUUUUGGUGUCAUUUUACAAAUCUCCCUUGUAUUAAUCAUGGUAAUAAUCGUGUUGUUGAUUACGCUUUGCGUUCUGCAUCGUUACUCGAAGCGAGUACAGCAGCGCGGAGAAGAAAUAAUAACUCUCAGAAAUAGUUUUCGGCAUUUAUGUCAAAGUCUGCGAGGAAGACAUCAGCUCGUCGCAGCUACUCCGCCAGAUAUGCCUCCGAUACCGAAAAAUGAUCUGCUGCAAGCAUACUUGGAGAGACACCGAGAUUCUGAUUAUGGAUUUCAACAUGAGUUCGAGCUCUUGCCCGAUCGAUUUUCCGAUCGCACGACCCGGGCUUCCGAGGCGCGCGAGAAUAUUUACAAAAAUCGUUAUCCAGACAUCAAAUGUUACGAUCAGACGCGUGUUCGCCUGGCUCAAGUCGAUGGCAUAAUCGGAUCCGAUUACAUUAACGCCAACUUCGUGCUGGGCUACAAAGAGCGCAAAAAGUUUAUUUGCGCGCAGGGCCCCAUGGAGAAUACGGUCUGCGAUUACUGGCGAAUGAUAUGGGAGCAGCAUCUGGAGCUCGUAUUGAUGCUGACGAAUCUCGAGGAGUACUCGAAAACGAAGUGCGCCAAGUACUGGCCCGACAAGGCCGAGACGAAAAAUUUCGGAGAGAUCACCGUCGAGCACGUCGGUGAGCACAAGUUCUCGGAUUACGUUGUGCGCGAGCUCAAAAUGACCAAGACCGGCGAGCGUGACUCACGAAAGAUCGUUCAAUAUCACUUUUUGACUUGGAAAGAUUUCAUGGCUCCCGAGCACGCCAGCGCGAUUCUGAGGUUCAUCAAGCGGGUGAACGAGGCGUACUCGCUGGAGAAAGGGCCCAUCUUGGUGCAUUGCAGCGCGGGCGUAGGCAGGACCGGAACUCUGGUCGCGCUCGACUCUUUAAUGCAACAGUUGGCCGACGAGGGUCAGGUGUCUAUAUUCAAUACCGUUUGCGACUUGAGGCAUCAGAGAAAUUUCUUGGUCCAGUCAAUGAAGCAAUACAUUUUCAUCUAUCGAGCUCUGAUGGAGCUCGGGCAAUACGGGGAUACGGAGUUGGCUGCGACGUCGCUCAAAGGAGCUGUUGAUAAACUACGCCAGCGAGAAAACGGCAAAGAGAAAUGUCGAAUGGAAGAGGAAUACGAUAAAAUAACUGCCGUAAUUGAAGAUAGGAAAUCAUUUUCCGCGGGAGGUGGCGAAGAAAAUAAAAAUAAAAACAGAAACGAGUCGAUCAUACCUUAUGAUAGAAAUCGAGUUAUUCUGACUCCUGUGCCAGGCAAAGAGCACUCGACAUACAUAAAUGCAUCGUUUAUCGAGGAUUACAAUAACAAGGAAUCGUUUAUUAUUGCGCAAGAUCCGUUAGACUUAACGAUUCCCGAUUUUUGGCGAAUGAUAUCCGAGCAAUGUAUAUCUACAAUUGUCAUGCUUUCAGACUUGGCCGAUGGACCCCGUAAAUGUCCGCGCUACUGGCCUGACGAUGAAAUAUCUUACGAUCACAUUCGAGUUCGUUACAUUCAAAGCGAGAGUUGCCCAUACUUCACUCGACGCGAAUUAUGUGUGACUAACACGAAGAACGAUGACAAUGUCGUCGUAACCCAGUAUCAGUAUCACGGCUGGCCAACAGUCGAGGGUGAAGUGCCAGAAGUUACAAGAGGAAUAAUCGAACUCAUCGAUCAGACACAGACCAAUAAUACUCAAGCAACGGGACCGCUUGUCGUUCACUGCAAUCACGGUUCGGACAGGAGCUCAAUGUUUGUUGCUUUGAGUAUACUGGUACAGCAAUUGCGCUCUGAAAAGAGAGUCGAUAUCUUUACGACUGUGAAAAAGCUGAGAUCCCAACGACAAGGAAUGAUUACAACCUUCGCUCAGUACGAAUUCCUUCACAGAGGGAUCGUUAAUUAUUUAGAUUUACAUAAUUUGGCGGAAGAAAAUGAAACGGAACCUCAGUGAGAACCAACAAGUCCAUAAACUAUCUGAUAUUCUCAUUAGACAUCUUGCCAUAACUAAUUACCUAAUGGGCAUAAUACAUUUUAAUUUACUAUAGAGUGAUUUUAUAAAAAAACUUUGCUUUUUUAAUCCAUUUUAUGCAGUAAGCGACCUUAGAGGUAAGAAGCCCCAGGAUAAAAGUUUAGUUUAGAAUAGAUUUUUCGAGUUUUUUUUAUGAAAAAAAGUAAUACAUUAUUUAGUUGACGAUCGUGAGUUUUUAUUUAGUCGUAAUUAAAUUUGAUACUCAAUAAAACGAUAAACAUAAAUGAAGAAUUCCACUACUGCACAAAAGAAAAAAAGUUUUUCUAAAAUAUUGUCUGCUAUAUUUUUCAUUGAAUAUCUGUCAUUGACUGAUGAAAAAGUAACAAUAAUGAGCAGUUUUUGAAAUAUUUUUCAUGACUGUUUGAGAGCAAUGAAAUGCAUAAUCUCUCUUAAAGAAUGUAUAUUUAUAUACUUAUACAAAUUUUGUAAUAAAUUUUAUAAGCAGAAUGACAAGUUUUGCAAUAUUUUAGAGAAACUAAUAAGUAUGAUAUUUUUAAAGAGCUUGUCUGCCAAAGUGUGAGAAAUGAUGGGUACAAAAUAUUUUGUGUCAAUGAACCAUCAUCGUUAAUUAAAACCAGCGUUAAUUUUUAUGACUUUGAAUACUUGUAAUCUUCAAACUUAUGAUAAUCAUGUUUAAGCUUUAGGAAAUCAAGGUGUGCAUACGAGAUUAUAGCGUACGAUCUAAUACUUAUAUAAAAGUUGCAUACGAAAGAGUAUGUUAAGUGAGCACUGAUGCUUAGCUUUUUAUGAGUUGACGCAAGAGGCCUAUGAAAAUCACCGCCUUUUUUCUUAUCUGCACUAUACUAAGCGUCGGUCAAUGCACGACUCUUUCCGACUCCAUUUUUGUAAAGGAAAUCAAUAAUUUAAACUUGUUAUACGUGCACAAAUAAGAUUGGAUUCUACAUUAUCGGAUUAGCGAAUGUAGCGAUUCCAAAGUCAUUUUAUAUUAUAUCUAACAACUAGAAGUGAUGAAGCUUCAUACUAUUGAAUAACUCUUGAUGAUAAGAAUUUUACCGCUGAUGAAUGUAUAAUUCUUCUUUUUUUUAUAUAUCUGCGCACUUGUGAUUCGUAGCGACGAUUUUUCGUGUAUACGAGUCGCAGCUACCAAUGCCGAUUUUUUAAAAAUAUUUUUUAUUGUAUUAUAUUAUAAGCUAGAGUCUUAAGCUCAUCUAAUAUACGUAAUUUUAUUUUGUAUCAUAGGUCAAAAAUCAUUUAGGCGGAUGUUUUAGAAAAAAACCAAUUUAUCUUGUAAUUUUUCCGAUACGUAACAAUGAUCAUUUUGUUGAAUUUUUAAAGUAAUCUUUCAAUUUUUCUAGUCAACGUUGAAUUUUGUACCAUGGAAUUCUCUUGUCAACGGUACGUUAAUUAUUGUAUACAUAAACAAAAGAAAAAAACCAAGCGUAAAGUCAUUCAUAUACAUUCGAUUCGAAUUUAGUGAAAAAAAAACUGGAAAAAUUGUAUAAAUUUUACAGGUCGUAUAAAUUAAGGAAAAGAUGAGAAA